Molecule: messenger RNA, 1158 nt
Organism: Apis cerana (Asiatic honeybee)
Lineage: Eukaryota; Metazoa; Arthropoda; Insecta; Hymenoptera; Apidae
Product: potassium/sodium hyperpolarization-activated cyclic nucleotide-gated channel 2
Biological process (GO): regulation of membrane depolarization; sodium ion transmembrane transport; potassium ion transmembrane transport
Cellular component (GO): HCN channel complex
Molecular function (GO): voltage-gated potassium channel activity
Source: RefSeq, a predicted model, not a curated record
AUGUUGGAUCAUGUAUGUACAUUGAAAAUACCAGAUGAUGACAAGAAGUUGUCCUUCGGAGAAAGAUGGAGUUUAAUAACUCAAAUCAGCAGAAAGACACCCAGGGCAAAAAAAUAUUUCGACAGCUUGCAUUUUGAAGUCAAGCAUUAUGCCUAUGAAUUGUUUAGCACGCUUAUGCUGGCAAUUUUUAUAAUAUAUUGGUUCGCGUGUCUGUAUUAUUUAAUACCAGUGCUAACUUUUCACCUCAGUAAAACUAAUGCCAAAAAGUGUGCCGACUGUUGGAUGAUAAAAUUGGACAACAAUUCUAAAACAUUCAGAUUUCGAUGCGCGCUUUUUAUGGUCGUAGAUCAAAUAUCAGCGUCUGGUUAUGGUCAUUUGGUACCAUACUUGGAUGAUCAUAUAAUAUUGAACUGUAUUCUUCUUCUUAUCGGUAGAUUACUCGAGUUCUAUAUCGCAGUGAUGAUCAUUCGUGUAAGAAUGGGAAUAAAAGAACCCACGUCGAAGUUUCAAGAGAUAAUAAACCAACUGUUUGCUUAUGUAAAUCAAAAACAAUUGCCGAAACACAUAAAGAUCCGUCUCGUAGCUUAUUAUUAUCAUCGUUUCAGGAAGAAUUACUUUCGUGAGAAAACUAUCAUGCUCACUCUAUCAGAACAUUUACGUCAAGAAAUUGCCCUUGAAUCAUGCCAUCGCUUAGUCGAAAAUGUGUCGAUGUUCAGAAAUGUGCCCAAAUCUCUUUUGCGUAACAUCGUGAAGAAUUUGAAAUUCGAGCUUUAUCUACCGAACGAUGUGAUCGUGAAAGCAGGCGCCCAUGGUGAUUGUAUGUUCUUUCUGUCUGCUGGGACCGUUGCUGUGUUAACACCCACUGGAAAAGAGAUAUGUCACUUGGACGAUGGAGCACAUUUCGGAGAAAUAGCACUCUUGGUUCCCGAUCAGAGAAGAGUCGCAAGCGUGAUUGCAAUUGAAGUAUGCGAAGUAUAUCGUUUAAAUCGCAAGGAUUUUCGAAAAUGUAUUGCCGUGCAUUCAGAACUGUUUGCAAUGAUUGAAAGUAUUGCGACAGAAAGGAUCGAGAGGGCUGUAGUGAUUGAGGAACAGCAUAAGCGUUAUCUUAUGCGGGAUACUUCUCGUAUUGAGGAUAAAAAAGACAUGCCACACUUGUGA